GUAAGGAGAGGCUAGUCGCCAUUGGGGCAUCCCGUCUGGUAGUAGCCCAGUGAGAGAUGGGUCCGAGGCGGCGAGGGGCUCAGAGUGGCGAGCUCAGAGCAGGAGAGAAUGGAAGGCAAAAUCGCACUGCAGCUCAAAGCCACGCUGGAGAACGUCACGAACCUUCGGCCAGUGGGCGAGGACUUCCGGUGGUACCUGAAGAUGAAAUGUGGCAACUGUGGUGAGAUUUCAGAGAAGUGGCAAUACAUCCGGCUGAUGGACAGCGUGGCGCUGAAAGGAGGCCGAGGCAGUGCCUCCAUGGUCCAGAAGUGCAAGCUAUGUGCACGGGAAAACUCUAUUGACAUUUUGAGCAGCACCAUCAAGGCUUACAACGCUGAAGACAAUGAGAAGUUCAAGACGAUAGUGGAGUUUGAGUGCCGGGGCCUUGAACCAGUUGACUUCCAGCCCCAGGCUGGGUUUGCUGCUGACGGUGUGGAGUCAGGGACAGUCUUCAGUGACAUUAAUCUGCAAGAAAAGGAAGGAACUCAAGUUUGGGAAAAUGACAUGAUUUUCCUGGUUAGAAGACCAAGAGAUGGAGUUUAGGCCUGGGUGGUCCGCUUAAAGGUCUCCUGCGUUCAUGACUAGCUGAGUCAGAGCCUGGAUUGGGCUUUGGAACUUCUGGUUCUCCACUGUCCACAUUGUACUGUUCUGCCUUGAAAGGCUAAUGCUGCCUUCUUAUUUCAUAGGACUGGACAGACUAUGAUGAAAAGGCUCAGGAGUCUGUGGGGAUUUUCGAGGUCACCCAUCAGUUUGUGAAGUGCUGAACUGUCUGCCCGCAAACUUGCCUGUAAGAACUAAGGAGAGACACAGCGCCCUGAGCAGCAGUUCCCAUGGAGGCUUCUCAUCUCUGCUCUCCUAGCACCUGUACCAAGUCUGCAUGCCAGGGUUUGCCGCAGUUCUAAGUCCCACCAAUAAAGCCCCUGUUGGUGCCACAGUGCUGCGUGAAGGUGGUCUGAGAAAUACUCCCUCCAUUAAUAAGAUUGGACUCUGGAGGUCUUUGCUUUCUAAUCCCUAUUCUGUACCUGAUCCAGUUUGCAUGUGGCUUAUAUAAAGGCUCUCUAUCUAGCUCUUAAGAAAUAGGCAGGUCAGCCUCCAGGAUCAAAGGCAUGAAAGCACAAAUGGCAGAGAAUCCUAUGGAGUGCUGCUGUGAACCCAGUAGUUCCAGCCUAAAACACUCCCCGAUGAUGAUGGCACCUCCGUUAGCUGCUCAUCUCACACCCAGAGCUCACUCUAUAGACCAUCAGGCCACCGCGGGCACAUACCCAUCUACUCUACAAAGUUCCUGGCUGAUGGCUCUGUUCACUUGCUGUGAUAGAGUACUUCCUGUCAGAGUCAACAUGAAAGUUCUGUGGAAUCAGACUCUGCAUCCCCUGAAGCACCUAUUGCUGGUACAAUGUAUACCCUGUUCUACCUGCAGACAACUCUUGGAGUGAAGACAGCAGUCAUUGCCUCUUAAGUCUCGUGGGACCAAAGAUCCCACACAGCAGACAGAGCUAUUGAGCGCAGUACUAGGCAAUAAGUAUGUUGUGCCUUCAUACCUGGGAAACCUGUUUCCACACACUAUUUCUCCAAUAUUCUACUGGAGAGAAAAAAAAAAGAUUGUAUUUUUAAAUUA
Messenger RNA from Mus musculus (house mouse), 1654 nucleotides. It is a transcript of the gene Czib, whose product is annotated as CXXC motif containing zinc binding protein. NCBI's taxonomy places the organism in Eukaryota, Metazoa, Chordata, Mammalia, Rodentia, Muridae. The transcript is spliced from 8 exons. The record is from RefSeq and is a predicted model, not a curated record. The coding region runs from base 109 to 582 and encodes 157 amino acids. Gene Ontology annotation, molecular function: zinc ion binding.